Mytilinidion resinicola is the source of this 1623-nucleotide messenger RNA. RefSeq lists its product as uncharacterized. The coding region runs from base 1 to 1623 and encodes 540 amino acids. The transcript has 3 exons. Lineage: Eukaryota; Fungi; Ascomycota; Dothideomycetes; Mytilinidiales; Mytilinidiaceae. The record is from RefSeq and is a predicted model, not a curated record.
AUGUCCUACGUCUGGGGCUCGGUAUCACCGAUCAAAGUGCCCUGUCAAUGGUGCGGUCAGGUCCUAUCGGUGCCGGUGCUCAACCGCCAGAGAUUCGAGAACUUAAUGGAGUUAGGAGGAAGUGGAAACAGUAUCUGGCUCGAUGCUGUUUCAAUUGAUCGAUCUGAUCAUCAAGAAAUUGCAGCUACUGUACCGCAAAUGGGAUCAGUUUAUGGUAACGCGAGCUGCGUUGCAGUACUUCUACCGGAAAGCGACUUUCCAGUCUUCGACUGUCUACAAGCAGCAUGCCAAAACGCCAUUGGAAUCCUUUCACACCUCAGAAACUUCUUCAACAACGAGGAAGUCGAGAUUGAAGACCCAAGUUCGCCACAGCCUACGAAAUUCAAACAUCUCGCAGAAUGGUCACAGCUGUUCUUCGAGAACUUGAAACAAGUACAGGACAACUUGCAGAGAUACACGUAUUGGAGACUCGAAGGCGGUCCUGCGAAAUCGUGUUAUGCAGUCAAAAGUCUUAUUCUCGGCGCCGGACUGCUAUUCACUCGCUAUCAAAUGAUGAUGUACCAGUACGCAGUCAUUCGGACGGGCUUGACAAGAGGUACCGCUCCACCCACCUGGAAGAGAAUUCAGACCUUGUUUCCAGACGAGCAGUUCUUUCGAUACUACGAAGAGAUUGAUCCAGAGGAGCAGUCCUUUCAGGUCAAGUUCCCAAACUUUGGCAUGAAUCACCUUCUUCGCGUCCGAGAUCUCCCCCAAGGGUCCACUUUGGAAGACGAAUUCGAUAUCGCUCUGCUCAAAGCAAUGACAGCCAUUCGCAAGAAAGGGCUCGUUGUCCAAGAGUUCCUCCCCCCUACUAUCGGCGGUUUCCACCGAUCGUGGGACCGGUUUCGGGACUGGUUUCGGGACUACGCACGAGAGCAUAUACAAUCUCAGACCGGAAACCGUGCUGUGAAUGCAGGCGCCCCAAUAUUCACUGCACAAGCGGACCUAUUCAUUCACCUAGGACAUUCCAUCCUGAACGUGAAUAUUCCAACGCGGUGGUCCAUGGCAGCUCCAACUCUGAGAACCCUGUCAGGAGCAGAGAUUUGCGAGAUCAUCCAUCUGGACGAUGUUCAACUCGUACAACGCAAGUUCGCAAGUACCGCCCACGGGGAGCUCUUUCGGGGGCAUCCAGUGAUGCAAGGGGUCCGCGCUGCCGAAGACAUCGCUCUAGCUACAUUAAAGAAAUGCCCGAUCGAGAGAGUCAGCAUCUCGAGACUGUGUCUCGUUCAGUUGCCAUUCCGCAAGCAACAUAGCAAAGGGGGCUCUGGAAAUAGCGAGCAUCUGUAUACUUGGGCAAUAACACCCUGCGACAUUCCACAAAACGAGCUUUUCGUGGCCCGUGAGAGUCUCAAUGGCACUAUCGUUCUGGCGACGCGAAGAGAGGAAUUAGAGUACAUCGCUGCAUAUUUGACCUUGACGGACCACCAUGCUGGGACGUUGUUGGUCAAAAGUGACGGGGAAGGACGCGUGGAUAUUCCCUUGAAAAUGACUGAGAGAGCGGACCAGGGAAAUUCUAGGUCCCUCAGGAUAGGCGAUCGCAUGAUCAGGGGACAGAUUUCUUUGGGAAAUGAAGAUGAUAUUUGA